This is a messenger RNA of Leptidea sinapis, 4033 nucleotides long. RefSeq names its product methionine--tRNA ligase, cytoplasmic (gene MetRS). Gene Ontology annotation, molecular function: ATP binding; methionine-tRNA ligase activity. The coding region runs from base 84 to 3257 and encodes 1057 amino acids. Gene Ontology annotation, biological process: methionyl-tRNA aminoacylation. Gene Ontology annotation, cellular component: aminoacyl-tRNA synthetase multienzyme complex; cytosol. The record is from RefSeq and is a predicted model, not a curated record. Lineage: Eukaryota; Metazoa; Arthropoda; Insecta; Lepidoptera; Pieridae. The transcript has 25 exons.
AAUAACACUACGAUACGAGGUUAUAUUUUGCGGAUGUAAUUUAUUAUUUUUUUCGGUAAAUACAUACUUUAUAGUGAAUAAAAAUGAAGAUUUUCACUAACGAUAACAAUACGGCUACUCUUAAAUUGCUCGUUGCAGCAAAUCUAGCUGAUAAAAAGAUAGAACUAAAGAAAGCUUCUUUCGAAGACAAUUUUGCAGCACCAAAAUCGCUUCCCAUCCUGCAAGUUGAUGAAUUGACAUUCUUCUCAAGUAAUGCGGCUACACAGUACUUAUUUCCUGUAGUUGGGUUGAGUGAGACUCGACAAUGUCUGCAAAUACAGGAAUGGGAAGCAACAAGGUUGCAACCUACUAUAGCAAAUGUGUUGUCGAGUAAAACUGUACCGGUCGACUUAAAGCAAGUCUUGCAGACGUUACUACAAACGAUUGAUUCAAUGUUGGCUAAGCAUAAAUAUAUUUUAGGGGAUAAGCUUUCAGCUGCAGAUAUUUCAAUAUGGAGCACAUUAUAUCCAUUGAAUUAUAAUGAAGAGCUGAGGAACAGUUACAUGUCUGAAUAUUUGAAUAUAAAACGAUGGACUGGUGAAUUAAAUAAUGCCAAAGCUUUUACAGAAGCAUUGAAACAGUGGCCUGGCUCUCAAAAUGGUCCAUUUGCGCAACUCUCAGCUCUUGGUAUACCACAGAUAAGCAGUAUACCAUCACCUGUUGGAACCCCAGAUGAAACUCAAGCGGUUGUAACUCAGGAUGAGAUUGAGUCGGCCAAACAGAACUGGAUUAAUGGUGUCGAGAAUUUACAAAAACCGUUGAAACAGGAGAAAGUAGUAUUACCAAUAAAAGGGCAAAAGAAUAUAUUGAUAACAUCAGCACUACCGUACGUAAAUAAUAUACCACAUCUUGGGAACAUUAUUGGCUGUGUCCUCUCCGCUGACAUAUUCGCUCGGUACUGUCGUAUGUGUGACUAUAAUACCUUGUAUGUGUGCGGAACGGAUGAGUACGGAACUGCUACGGAGACAAAAGCGUUAGAAGAAGGCUUGACCCCGCGGCAGAUAUGUGACAAAUAUUACGAGAUCCACAACUCGGUGUAUCGCUGGUUUAAUAUCGGUUUCGACUAUUUUGGUCGCACCAGCACCCCAGAGCAGACACAAAUAGUACAAGAGCUAUUUAUGAAGUUGCACGACAAUGGCUUCAUAAGUCCGCAGUCCGUAGAGCAGCUGUUCUGUGAGAACUGCCAGAGGUUUCUGGCCGACAGGUUUGUGGAAGGCACUUGUCCGUUUCCCACGUGUCGUUACGACAAUGCACGCGGUGACCAAUGUGACCAGUGCGGGAAGCUGAUCAAUGCGAUCGAGCUGCUCGAGCCCCGGUGCAAAGUGUGCUCGCACAGACCCACUGUCCGGCCGUCUGAACAGCUCUUCAUAGAGUUGGACCAGUUGGAAGGGUCUGUUCGGACGUGGCUCCAAGGGGUGGAGGCUGGUUGGUCAGGAGGUGCACGAGCUGUCAGCCGGGCUUGGCUGAGAGAUCGGCUCCGACCACGAGCUGUCACCAGGGACCUGCACUGGGGCGUGCCGGUGCCCUUGGAGAAGUACACCAAGAAGGUAUUCUACGUGUGGUUCGAUGCUCCGUUUGGCUACGUCAGCAUAACGCAGUGCGCCACCAAGAACUACGAGAAGUGGUGGAAGCCGGAUAAGGAGGUCGAUGUGAAACUGUAUCAAUUCAUGGCGAAGGACAACGUUCCGUUCCACGCGAUAAUGUUUCCAGCGAGUGCGAUCGGCAUCAACGAAAAUAUCAAACUUGUCGACCACAUAUUUGCAACUGAAUACCUCAAUUACGAAGACAGUAAAUUUUCUAAGUCACGUGGCGUUGGUGUUUUUGGUACUGAUGCGCAGGAGACGGGAAUACCCUCAGACGUAUGGCGGUUCUACCUGGCGAGUAUUCGACCGGAGACUUCAGAUUCUAGUUUCAAUUGGACUGAACUUUGUACAAGGAAUAACUCUGAGCUGCUGAACAAUCUGGGUAACUUCUGUCAUCGCUCGCUGAGUUUCUGUGCCAACACGUUCAAGGGGAAACUGCCCGAGGCGACCCUCACCCACAACGAUUAUGAACUGAUCUCGCUCGUCAACAGAGAAGUUGUUGCCUACGUUCAGCAUAUGGAGAAGGGUCGUCUCCGAGAAGCGCUACGUCACGUGCUCAGCGUAUCCCGACUGGGAAACCAACACAUGCAGACUGAGCAGCCCUGGGUGCUUCUCAAAGGCUCCGACGGGGACAAGAUUCGCGGCGCUACGGCCAUAAGUUUGUGCUGUCAAUUAGCAGCGUUAUUGUGUGCGCUGAUAUCACCGUACAUGCCCGACACGAGCCGGAAAUUGAAAGAACAACUCAACUUGAAGCAAGAUCUGAGGAUAAAUCCUAUUAAUCCGUCGCUCAUACAGUACAUCCCUGCUGGACACGUGAUCGGAAAACCGGAGCCGCUGUUCGCCAAGAUAGAGCCGGAACUGGCGGACAAGAUGAGAGCCAAGUUCGCUGGCACGCAGAGCGAGAGAGAGAUAAGGAACGCUAACGAUUCGAAGACAAAGUCACCGGGCGUCGCUGAAAUUGAAAAGGCAAUCGCCGAACAAGGUGAAAAAGUGCGACAACUAAAGGCGUCGACUAAGGACAAGUCGGUCUGGCAACCGGAAGUGAACAAACUGUUGGAGCUUAAGAAGCAACUGGCGGGUGCGCAGGCGCAGACCGGAAGUGUAGGUGACGUCACCGCUCUGGAAAAAGCGAUUGCUGAACAGGGUGGGAAAGUGCGUCAACUAAAGGCGUCGACUAAGGACAAGGCGGUCUGGCAACCGGAAGUGAACAAACUGUUGGAGCUUAAGAAGCAACUGGCGGGUGCGCAGGCGCAGACCGGAAGUGCUGUCAAACCUCCAACCGCAAAUAAUGUGAAACAGGAGACGAGAAACGCGGACGUUAUAGAGGACCUUACGAAAGCAAUCGCGGAACAAGGUGAAAAAGUUCGUAAGCUGAAAGCGUCGACGAAAGACAAGUCAGUUUGGCAACCGGAAGUGGACAAGUUGUUAGAUCUCAAAAAGAUAAUGGCUACGGCGCAACUGGCAACACCGGCGCCGAGCGAUAGCGUUGCCAGUCUUGAAAAAGCUGUCGCUGAACAGGGCGAGAAAGUCCGACAGUUAAAGGCUUCUACGAAAGACAAAUCAGUGUGGCAACCGGAAGUAAAUGUAUUACUCGAUCUCAAGAAACGUCUCGCCCAAGCUCAAGCUAAUAAGUAAUUCAAUGCGUCCAUAGCUGGCUAAAACUGGUUCUAGAAAAAUCGCUGAUAAAUAUUUAAUAGCAAAUUAAAUUUGUAACCUACAUUUAUGAUCGAAGCGGGGCUCAAACCCGCGCCUUUCGGAUUCCGUCCGAGUGCUCUUAAUAACUGUGCCAACCGUCGGAAUGACGCAUCGAUCGUAAACCUUGGUAUGUUUUGUUCAAGUCUCAAUUGUUUGGAUUUGAAAGAGCGACAUCUUAAGUCAAUUUUCUAAUAGGCAAUUAUUGGGGAUGAGCAGGUAUCAAAGUAGAUCCUGUAGAUGGAGCCACAACCGGUGAGUUGAACAAGACAUACCAAGAUAUACAAUCCAUGCGUCACUCGAACGGUUGGCUCAGUUGGUAAGAGCGCUCAGACGGAACCCGGAGAGGUCGUGGUUUCAAGUCCCGCAUAGCUCAAAAAUAUUGGUUACAAAUUUAAUUAGUAUAAUUAAUCUUAGAAUUGAGGGAUGUCAUUUUAUAAAUCGCAAAUUGUUUGUUUUUAAAAGCAAGUUCUCUCGAAAACAAUUUCAAAUAUUUGAACAAUUAAAUGUUCAUCCUAUGACAUGCAUGCAGGACAUGCAAAACACGCUGCAUUUGCUGCUACAUUUUGCUUGGCUAUUUCUCAAUGUAUGUAGUUCAAAAAAUUGUAAACAUUCUUUGUGCAAUGAAUUUGAACUGUAUCAAGUAUUUCUAUAAAUGUGUUCAUAUAAUAUUAUUAUUUAUUCUAAGGACAAGGUAUCAAUAAAUAGUUUUGUAAAUC